This is a messenger RNA of Schistocerca cancellata (South American locust), 8465 nucleotides long. It is a transcript of the gene Nf1, whose product is annotated as neurofibromin. Bases 67 to 8463 code for a protein of 2798 amino acids. Gene Ontology annotation, biological process: regulation of GTPase activity. The transcript is spliced from 53 exons. The record is from RefSeq and is a predicted model, not a curated record. NCBI's taxonomy places the organism in Eukaryota, Metazoa, Arthropoda, Insecta, Orthoptera, Acrididae.
CUCAAAAUGGCGCUAAAAAGAGCUGCCGAAAUGUAAGGUUGUAUUUUGUGACAGUAUUUUGGUAACAUGGCAACUCAGAAACCGGUAGAGUGGGUAUCAGCAUUAAUAACAAGAUUCGAGGAACAGUUGCCAUGUCGAACCGGGCCUCAAACUACACAUUCUCGGAUAAAUGAAGAACAGAACAAGAAAUGUCUUAUCCAGAUAAGCAGAUACAGAUUUUCUUUAGUUAUUUCAGGGCUCACAAAAAUCCUACAACGUGUAAAUGAAAUGUUUCCAACUGUUGUCGGCCAACGGCCACAUGGGCCAGAUAUUGAAAGAAAUUGUUACGAAUCAUUAGUGAUUGUUUUGGAUACACUGGAAAAGUGCCUCAGUAACCAACCUAAAGAUACAGCAAAAUUUGAAGAAGCUAUGAAUGUGAAGCUACUGCUUAGAGAAAUUUGCCAGUUUAUAGAUGUACCACAAGACAAUCCAAAUGUUUUACAGCUAAAAAAUCUUGCAUCUAAAGUACUCUUUGCUCUCAGUUUAAACUUCUUCAAUGCUGUUUUCAAUAGAAUAUCUGCAAGGUUGCAGGAGCUUAGUACAUGCAAUGAAGAAAAUCCUGAUUACAGUGAUAUAGAACUUAUACAACAUAUCAAUGUUGACGUCAAUCGCCUUAUUAAACUGUUAAAUGAAACAAUACAGAAAUUUAGGCUCUUAAAAAAGACAGCAAAUUUAGUGUUAAUGAACUCAUUAGAAAAAGCAAUCUGGAAUUGGAUGGAUACUUACCCCAAUGAAUUUGCCGACUUGCAGAAAAAGCCUAAUGAUGAACUGUCAAAAUGUUGUGAAGGCCUUUUUGAUAUACUGGACAAUUUUGCUGACAACAAAAAGGGGCGUGCUGCCGUGUGGCCUCUUCAGAUCAUGCUGCUUAUUUUAUCACCAAAAGUAUUAGAAGAAAUCGUAAAUGCUGAUUCCGGUGCUCCGUGCUCACCUCGUCACUCAAAAAAGAAACAGUUUGUCGAUUCAGUGAAGCGUGCUGUCGGUCCACACGGUACCAGCAAACAGCUGACAGAAGCUGCAGCGGUUACUUGUGUGAAACUGUGUAAAGCAUCUACAUAUAUCAAUAACCUCGAUUCAAACAAUGUAGCUUUUACUCUUGUUCAAAGUGUUAUAAAUGAUCUCAAGGCACUGCUAUUCAAUCCAGGAAAGCCAUUUUCUCGGGGGCAGAAUUUUGUCCAGCAAGAUAUAGACUUGAUGAUAGACUGUUUUGUAUCAUGUUUUAGGAUUAAGCCCCACAAUAAUGAAGCUUUGAAAGUGUGUCUGAGUCCCCAUUCCCCAUCUACAUACCAUUAUGUUUUGGUUAGCUCGUUAUACAGGAUAAUUACUCAACCCAGAUUAUCGUGGUGGCCGCAGAUUGACUUAGUAUAUAGUAAGUCCGCUGAACUUCGUUCCAUGUUCACUGACACUCUAAACAAGGUCACCCAAGGAUACAUAUCACACACACCUCUUCGGAUGAUUACGAGCCUAACGUUGAAAGGCAAGGAUUCAACAUCAAAAUUCAAAGAGCGGGGUGAAGAGAGCCCAGGUUAUAAAAACUUAUUAUUAUGGAUGGUACGCCUUAUUCACGCAGACCCUAUGCUGAUGCUUAAUAAUCAAGGUAAAGCUGGGCAUGAGAUACAAAGCUCAACAUUAGAACUUAUAAAUGGCCUUGUUAGUUUAGUGCACCAGCCAACUAUGCCUGAUGUGGCCCAAGAGGCAAUGGAAGCACUGCUUGUUCUUCAUCACCCGGAGAAAAUUGAAGUUUGGAAUCCAGAAGCUCCCAUUAAUACUUUUUGGGAUGUGAGUUCACAGGUGUUGUUUUCCAUCUCUCAGAAACUAAUCCAGCAUCAAAUUAUGAAUUAUACAGAUAUUUUAAAGUGGCUGCGAGAAAUACUUGUUUGCAGAAAUGCAUUUUUAUUACGCCACAAGGACUAUGCAAAUGUCGGAAGUCAGAUCGCUAUAUGCAAGCAAGCACAUAUUAAAUUAGAGGUUGUAUUUUUCAUGUACCUAUGGAGCAUUGACAUAGAAGCAGUUUUGGUAGCGAUGUCUUGCUUCAGCUUGCUUUGCGAAGAGGCAGAUAUACGAUGUGGAUCAGAUGAAGUUACAGCGACAUCAUUACUACCCAACUACCAUCUUUAUCAAGAACUCUCACAGGCUGCCACAGUGCUCACCACAGCCAGCGGGGAAUCAAGAAUUUACUAUCGUGAGCAAAAUCAGGGACGUGCAGCCCUGCAGAAACGAAUUAUGGCUUUGUUGAGGAAAAUUGAACAUUGCAUCAAUGGCGUGCAACCAGCAUGGGAGGAGACAUUUCGUAACUGGGAGGCUUCAACAAAGUUAUUAACGUCAUAUCCUAAAUCCAAAAUGGAAGAUGGUCAGGUUGAACCAUUUCAUCGUUCUGUAGGAAAAAGAAGAGCUUCACAUCAAAAUUCAGAACAUGAGCUUGAGGACCAAAUAAAUGAAUGGGCUAACAUGACAGGGUUUCUGUGUGCCUUGGGUGGUGUUUGCCUGCAGAGAAAGUCCCCCUCACGGCCCUCUCUUGGCAUUGGUCUUUUGGCAACAAACAUGGAGCCACGCAAAUGCAAUUUAACUAAUACAAAUCAGGAUGUGCAAUACUGCCCUGUAACACAGUUUGUUGGACAACUUUUGAGGCUUCUUGUUUGCAACAAUGAAAAGUUUGGUGCCCAGAUUCAGAAGCAUGUGAAGGAAUUAGUUGGACAUGAAAUGUCUCCAGCAUUGUACCCAAUUCUGUUUGAACAGAUAAAAGCAAUUGUGGAGAAAUUCUUUGACCAGCAAGGUCAGGUUAUUGUAACGGAAAUCAGCACACAGUUUAUUGAACAUAUCAUCUUCAUUAUGAAAAAUGUCCUUGAAAGCAAGACAGAUCAACCCUCAGAACACCUUGGUGUUACAAGUAUUGAAGGAAUGAUGCUUGCAAUUGUAAGGUAUGUGCGACAUUUAGACAUGACUGUUCAUGCUAUUCACAUAAAAACGAAGCUUUGUCAACUAGUAGAAGCAAUGAUGAAACGCCGAGAUGACUUAGCAUUUCGACAGGAAAUGAAAUUUCGAAAUAAACUUGUGGAGUAUCUAACUGACUGGGUUAUGGGAACAUCUCAUCAGAUAGCACCACCAGGUUCUGGUGAUGUCACAGUUAUUACGAGAGAUCUUGACCAAGCAUGUAUGGAAGCAGUGGCAGCAUUACUUCGUGGCUUACCUCUUCAGCCAGAAGAAUCAGACAGAGGUGAUUUAAUGGAAGCCAAAAGUCAACUGUUUCUUAAGUACUUUACUCUAUUCAUGAAUCUUUUGAAUGACUGUACUGAUGCUCAGGAUGUAGAAAAAGAGGUGUCAAGACAAAGGGUAACGGCAGGAAAAAUAAGUACACUCCGUAAUGCAACAAUUCAGGCUAUGUCUAAUCUCCUUUCAGCUAACAUAGACAGUGGACUAAUGCACUCAAUUGAUCUAGGCUACAACCGUGAUUUACAAACAAGAGCAGCUUUUAUGGAAGUUCUAACUAAAAUUCUUCAACAAGGAACAGAGUUUGACACUUUGGCAGAAACAGUUUUGGCAGACCGAUUUGAACAGUUGGUGCAGUUGGUUACUAUGAUUAGUGACAAAGGUGAACUUCCAAUUGCUAUGGCUCUUGCCAAUGUUGUCACCACAUCACAGAUGGAUGAACUGGCUAGAGUAUUUGUUACAUUAUUUGAUGCAAAGCACUUACUAUCACCAUUGCUAUGGAAUAUGUUCUACAGAGAAGUUGAAGUGUCUGAUUGUAUGCAGACUCUUUUUCGUGGGAAUUCUCUUGGCAGCAAAAUCAUGGCAUUUUGUUUCAAAAUAUAUGGAGCUAAUUAUCUACAGACACUUUUGGAGCCUUUGAUAAGGCCAUUAUUGGAAGAUACAAGUCAAAGUUUUGAAGUAGAUCCUGCAAGAUUGGACUCCACUGAAGAUAUUGAAGAAAAUCGGAGGAACCUUAUAGCUCUUACCCAAAAGGUCUUCGAUGCAAUUGUUUCAUCUGCUGAUAAAUUUCCUCCACAGUUGCGGAGUAUGUGCCAUUGUUUAUACCAAGUGUUAAGUAAACGUUUCCCGCAAAUUCCUCAAAACAAUAUUGGUGCUGUUGGCACUGUGAUAUUUCUGAGAUUUAUAAAUCCAGCAAUUGUUUCACCACAGGAAAUGGGUAUUGUGAACAAGCAAGUGCCACCUUCUGUCAAAAGAGGACUCAUGCUGAUGUCAAAAAUACUCCAGAAUAUUGCAAAUCAUGUAGAAUUCAGCAAGGAGCAACAUAUGCUUCCUUUCAAUGAUUUCCUACGUGCUCAUUUUGAAAUUGGACGAAGAUUUUUCAUUCAGAUUGCAUCAGAUUGUGAAACUGUGGACCAGGCAUCGCAUUCAAUGUCUUUCAUCAGUGAUGCAAAUGUACUAGCUUUGCAUAGACUGCUUUGGAACCAUCAAGAAAGGAUCGGUGAUUAUUUAUCAAGCAGCCGUGACCAUAAGGCUGUAGGGCGCAGGCCUUUUGAUAAAAUGGCCACAUUGCUAGCUUACCUUGGUCCUCCAGAACAUAAACCUAUAGAUUCACAUUUGCUUUUUUCUUCAUAUGCCAGGUGGAGUUCUAUUGAUAUGUCCAGCACAAAUUUUGAAGAAAUAAUGGUCAAGCACAAUAUGCACGAGAAAGAAGAAUUCAAGUCCAUAAAAUCACUGAAUAUUUUUUAUCAAGCUGGAACCUCAAAGGCUGGAUAUCCAGUGUUCUACUAUAUUGCUCGUCGUUACAAGAUUGGUGAAACAAAUGGAGAUCUUCUUAUUUACCAUGUUAUAUUAACACUGAAGCCCUUCUGCCACUCUCCAUUUGAAUUAGUGGUUGAUUUUACUCAUACCUGCUCUGACAACAGAUUUAGGACAGAAUUUCUGCAAAAAUGGUUUUAUGUUCUGCCAGAAGUAGCAUAUGAAAAUGUUCAUGCUGCAUAUGUUUAUAACUGCAAUAGUUGGGUUAGAGAAUACACUAAAUUCCAUGACCGUAUUCUAGCUCCAUUGAAGGGAAAUCGUAAAAUAAUAUUUAUUGAAGCACCUGCAAGACUAAAUGAUUUCAUAGAACCUGAUCAACAGAAACUUCCUGGGGCUACCCUAUCCCUUGACGAAGAUCUGAAGGUCUUCAAUAAUGCCUUAAAGCUCUCUCAUAAGGACACUAAAGUUGCUAUUAAGGUUGGACCAACAGCUAUACAGAUUACGUCAUCAGAAAAGACAAAGGUCUUGGCACAUUCAAUAUUACUAAAUGAUGUUUAUUAUGCAUCAGAAAUUGAAGAAGUUUGUCUAGUUGAUGACAAUCAGUUUACUCUGACAAUUGCCAAUGAAUCUGGUCCGUUGUCAUUUAUACACAAUGACUGUGAUAGUAUAGUGCAAGCAGUCAUCCAUAUUCGUAAUCGCUGGGAGUUGUCACAACCAGAUUCUGUUACUGUUCAUCAGAAGAUAAGGCCAAAAGAUGUACCUGGAACGCUACUCAAUAUGGCUUUGCUUAAUCUAGGAUCAUCGGACCCCAACUUACGAACAGCUGCUUAUAACCAGUUGUGUGCCUUAACUGCAACAUUUGACUUGAAAAUAGAGGGCCAGCUCCUGGAGACACAAGGUCUCUGUAUUCCAUCAAACAACACCAUCUUUAUUAAGUCAGUGAGUGAAAAACUUGCUACCAAUGAACCACACCUAACAUUAGAGUUUCUUGAAGAAUGUAUCCAAGGUUUCAGAGUGUCAACAAUUGAACUGAAGCACUUAUGUCUAGAGUACAUGACUCCUUGGCUGGCAAAUCUUGUGAGGUUUUGCAAGCCAUCAGAUGAAAAUAAGAGGCAACAGAAAGUAGCGCAGAUUUUAGAAAAACUUAUAAUUUUAACAAUAGAGGAAGAAGAAAUGUAUCCUUCAAUUCAGGCUAAAAUUUGGGGUUCCAUUGGACAGGUACCAGAACUAAUAGAUAUGGUACUUGACAGCUUCAUUCACAGAUCAGUUACUGGUGGGCUGGGGUCACCGAUGGUUGACAUAAUGGCAGAUACAGCUGUCGCACUGGCAUCUGCAAAUGUUCAGCUUGUAGCAAAAAAAGUAAUUGGGCGCCUGUGCCGGGUGUUAGACAAAACAUGUUCAUCACCCACACCUCUCCUGGAACAACAUAUGAUGUGGGAUGACAUAGCUAUAUUGGCAAGGUAUCUUCUUAUGCUGUCUUUCAACAACUGCUUAGAUGUGGCCACCCACUUACCAUAUCUUUUUCAUGCUGUGACUUUCUUAGUCUGCUCAGGAUCCCUGAGUAUGCGAGCUGCAACUCACGGCCUUGUUAUUAAUAUCAUACACUCUCUGUGUACUUGUACAAAGCCCUCCUUUUCAGAAGAGACACAAAGAGUUUUACGACUGAGCUUGGAUGAAUUUUCACUGCCCAAAUUUUACCUCCUGUUUGGUAUCAGCAAAGUUAAAUCAGCUGCAGUUACAGCAUUUCGUUCCAGCUACAGGCAUCCCAAUGACAGAUGGUAUGGCGGUGAACGUUGUUUUUCUGGAGCACCACAGGACCGUGAACGUUUAUCUCUCACUUCAUUGGAGACUAUUACAGAUGCUCUGCUAGAAAUUAUGGAGGCUUGCAUGCGGGACAUACCUGAUUGUGACUGGUUACAGUGUUGGACACAACUGGCCAAAAGUUUUGCUUUCUCUUAUAAUCCUGCAUUACAACCAAGAGCAUUGAUAGUAUUUGGAUGUAUAAGUAAAAGUAUCACUGAUCAAGAUGUGAAACAGCUUCUCAGGAUUUUAGUUAAAGCACUAGAAAGCUUCAAUGAUAUAACGUUACUUGAAGCACUAGUUGUUUGUCUGACCAGACUCCAACCUCUUUUGAGAUCUGAAUCUCCAAUACACAGAGCACUAUUCUGGGUGGGCAUAUCUGUUCUUCAGUUGGAUGAAGUCACUCUAUAUGCAUCAGGGCUUGCCCUUCUUGAGCAGAAUCUUCAUACAUUGGAAUCACAGGGAAUCUUUGAUGAAAAGUCUUUGGAGCAGGUUAUGAUGUCUACAAGAGAGCCGUUGGAGUGGCAUUUCAAGCAGCUAGAUCAUGCUGUUGGUCUCAGUUUCAAAGCAAAUUUUCAUUUUGCUCUUGUGGGGCAUCUCCUUAAGGGAUUCAGACAUCCAACUCCAACGACAGUAUCUCGAACAGCACGUGUUCUUACUAGUUUGCUUGGGAUAGUGGCAAAACCUCAUAAAAGAGACAAAUUUGAAGUAAUGCCAGAGAGUGUUGCAUAUUUGGCAGCACUGGUGUCAGUGUCAGAAGAAGUAAGAAGUCGAUGCCACGUGAAGCAUUCUGUGAGCAGAGCAAUGCCAGAAUCUGGGUCCACUGAAAAUUUUCCAGUUGACAUCAAUGUAAAUCUAAUACAACAACCACCAACAUCUGCAAACAUCCCAAACUCAAUGGGUAUAUCAAGUACAACAAAUGACAUAAUUCACCAAGUUGCCCAACAUCAAGCUGUGAGUGGGAGUAGUACACCUGCUAACAGAAGACAAAAGUCAUGGGAUCUGCUUGAUCAGUCUGCUAUAGCACAAGCUCAUCAGAAACAAACCCCUCCACAACAGGUUCAUUCUGCUGCAUGUGGGGGGGACUCUAAUAACGAUAAAGGGUGGCGCAGUCUGGAUCUGGGCCACCAGCCACCUUCAAGUUCAGCUUCGUCAAGACCAUUAUUUCGCACACAGCGUUCAUCAUCAGUGCCUGCUCCAAAAUCAACUGCUGAAGCAGGUGCUACAAAAAAUCGCAGUGCACGGGUAUCUGUGUCCAAUGAAAACAAUAUUCUGUUGGACCCAGAGGUACUCACUGAUUUCUCCACACAGGCUCUGGUCCUAACAGUAUUAGCCACUUUGGUCAAAUAUACCACAGAUGAAAAUGAGACCCGUAUAUUGUACCAGUACUUGGCAGAAGCUUCUGUUGUAUUUCCAAGAGUCUUCCCAGUUAUACAUAGCCUUCUUGAUGCAAAAAUCAAUAAUGUCUUAGCUAUCUGCCAUGAUCAGGUCAUAUUAAGUGCUGUACAGAGUAUUAUUCAAAACAUGAUUGCUUGUGAAGAUACUAGUCAGCAACAACUGCAUUAUCUGCAGAGUUGUGGCUUUGGUGGUCUGUGGAGGUUUGCUGGCCCUUUCACCAAGAGCAACUGCACGGCUGAGAGUGCAGAGUUGUUUGUAAACUGCCUAGAAGCAAUGGUUGAAACUUGCCUUCCUGUUGAGGAAGGUGAGGUUGAUCUAGCACAGUAUCCAUCGAUGCUGAGUGUCUCCAGUAAUAUGAAUCUGAGUUCAUCAAUGUCAAGCUUGACUUUAGGAUCACCUACUGAAAAAGAACCCGUUUUAGAUGUUGGGGCCUGUUCUGAUGGAUCAGGAAAUUCAUUAGGACGUUCUCCAUUUGCUAAACAGCGCAGUUUCAAGUGCAUUAGCAAGAGCAACAAAUCAGGCAAUAUUGUUGAUACACCAAAGUGAGG